This is a messenger RNA of Psammomys obesus (fat sand rat), 9820 nucleotides long. RefSeq names its product butyrophilin subfamily 1 member A1 (gene Btn1a1). The coding region runs from base 6597 to 8162 and encodes 521 amino acids. Gene Ontology annotation, biological process: T cell receptor signaling pathway; regulation of cytokine production. The record is from RefSeq and is a predicted model, not a curated record. NCBI's taxonomy places the organism in Eukaryota, Metazoa, Chordata, Mammalia, Rodentia, Muridae. The transcript is spliced from 9 exons. Gene Ontology annotation, molecular function: signaling receptor binding. Gene Ontology annotation, cellular component: external side of plasma membrane.
ACACACACACACACACACACACCCUUUAGAUCCCAGUGCAGCAUCUCAACAAAUUGUUGUUUUAGUAACUCAUGAUAUCCACAGCACAGGUUGCAGCCUCCAGAAUCUUAGCCAAGGAAAGUAUGUGGUGGGGGAAGGGGGAGUUUAUUCUUGCCAGCUGAGAGUCACGGAUUCCAACACAGCUAACACUGGCUGCAAAGGAUGUCAACAUGGAGACCACAUUUCCUUUAUAUAGAGACGUUUCAAGUUAGAUGACAAAAUAGUCGUGAUUAGAUCUCAUUAUAGAUGGCCUUUUGAAAGCCACAAGAAACACAGUUACAUUAACUUACCUUACAUUAAUGGACAUGUCCUAGGCCCCUUGUUCAAACCUUAUGACCUGUGCUUUUACCUUAUUAGAUGGAAAUCUUGUUCAAGACACAACAGGGGCCACCUACCAGUAGCCAUAUAAAUGAUUUUAGUGGUUCUCAAGUUACAUAUUUCCUAGCCUCCCUUGAGAUGUAACUUGAGAGCCACUAAAAUUAUAUAUAUGGCUACUGGUAACACACAUAAAUGUAACUCUCUGAGAUCCCCACAUUCAUACUUAACUGUGUCUUUUCCUUUCUCAGGAUGCCUCUCUCUCUCUCUCUCUCUCUCUCUCUCUCUCUAUUAGUUGUGUGCUUAAGUCUACACUAAAAGAUCAGCAGGUAAAGGCACUCACCACCAAACCUGACAGCUCAGAGUUCAGUCCCUGGGUCCCCUAUGAAGGAGAGAACUGAUUCCUGAAAGUGCCCUCUAAUACCUAUAUGUGUUCACCCCCCUCUGACACACAAAAAUCAAUCAACAAAUAAAAAUAAACAAACAUAAUUAAAAUUUUAAUCCAUGUUAAAAUCUCUUCCUACAAGAAACUCCAUUCUGCUUUGUGCUGGCUCAUCCUGAAGUUCUCUUCUGUAGUGAAGCCAAGAAUCCCAUCUUCACUUGAGGAUCUGAAAAAAAAAGAAAACUCCUCAGACUGCUGUAGGGCCAGUGUAGAGCCCCAAUUCAGGCCCCACAGCCGCUGACAAACCCUAGUUAGAUAGCUGGUUGACCUUGGCCAACAGGAUUCACAUAGCCACAGACACCUUCCCAGCUCUUACAGCACCUACCUCAAACUUGGCUCCAAACUUGAGACAUCUGAAGCCAAGAGGAACUUCCCCCAGAUUUCCAAGAAUAAAAGUUGAAACAUAGAGCAUGUUCAUGAUACACUGAUAAUUUUUCUGCAAUCAGACAUUCACAGGAGGAAACAGUUGCUUCAUUGUGAGUUUUAUGCACACAUUCCCAGAAACUCAUCUUUAACCCGCUCAACUGGUUUCCACAUCCUUAACUCACCUGAUAAUUAAUUUUCAGUCUUGCUCACUUUCCAGAGAAACUCAGAAAAAGACUUGGAGGAGUGUGGCUCCUCCUUGUCCUUGUUGUUCUCCGAACAAUGAGCCUUUUCUAUGCCCCACUGUUACCACAGAAUUGGCACACACAGUGGUGCGUGGGCCACUUCACGGGGAGUCUCAGCUUCAACCUCCCAAGAUCUCUAAGCUGACCCAUUUCCUCUUCCCUAGGUUACUAGGAGGAACCAUAGUUCUGGCUGACAGUAAGGGAGGGAGGAUUUCAGACAGAGUGUUGGGAGAGGCAGUGGUAAAGAGAAGCAGAGACCCAGAGCUGGCACGGGACAGUGGUGAGUGGGCUCGAGGGAAGUCCUAAGGAUACUGACAGUUUAUAGGAUAGUGUUCUAUUUCUUUAAAGCCAGCUGUCUUCUGAAUCUCCCAUCUCUUGAGUCUCAAGAAUGCCAUCCCUUUGUAAAGUCCCAGUUUGCCUGGAGAAGUCCCAAAGACAUCUGGCAUCUCUCUGAUGAACAUCAUGCUCCAAGCCCCAAUGAGGGUCUGCCUUUGGUGAAGACAAACUGAGACAAGGUUUAACCAGGGUCCACAGAGUGAUUGCAAUGGUGUGCACCACUGCCCUCAGCCUCAUAACAGACGAAUAGGCUGCUGCUGAAACGUCAGACUCCACCGUUAUUCACCCCAUCCCACAGCCUGUCAUCCAGAGGAAAAAGAUGGCCCUGCUUUGGCCAGUUGUACAGUAAGGCCACAGGAUGAUGAAAGGACCAGAGGAGCAGUAACCAGGGGUCACACAGGUUGCAAGGAGCAGAACUCAGAGAAGGUUUCAAGUUUAAUCCCUUCCCUAAAUUCUGUCUACUUUGCUCAGUCCAACCUCAGUCUAUUGGCUCCUGUUACCCUCUCUGCUGACCCUUCCACCUUUUUCUCUAGGUCAUCUCCUUGUCGCUUCAUUUCCACACCCCCUUCAAACAUGCAAAUUCCACCAUAGUACCCUAUGCAUGGGGUUGGUAAAUAACAUGAUUUCAGAACCAUACUGUCAAAAUGUCAAAAGUCCUAUCUGGCGCAUCUUAAUUGUAUGUGCUCCCCAGAAGAACAGCUGACCAUGAAUUUCAACAGAAAACCAGGUAAGAGCAAGGAGCUUGCAUGGCCCUUCCUCACUACAGUCCUUCCUCUUGGCCCAGUUUAGCCAGAACGGUUACAAAGCUAGCAGCUGCCCCAUCCUCUGACAAUUCAAAACCAGAAAAAGACAAAGAGCUACAGAAGCCUAUGGGUAUAACUCAGCAGCAUAACAUAUGUGCUCAGCAUCAGAAGGUCUUGAGUGCCAUUCCCAGCAUGCACACACACACAUACUCACACACUCACACUCAUACAAACUCACUCACACACAAUGAAAAGGCAUCAAAAUGUAAAUGGUUGUAUAGAGAAAUAAAAAUAAAAGAAUCAACGAGUUAUUAUGUUCAGAAAUAUGCAGACAAGUUACAGAUAGACAGUUAUACUGACCAGCAUGGUGGCUCGUGCCAUUAAUUACAGUACUCAGGAGGCUGAGGCAGGAGGAUCACUUAUAGUAAGUAUCAGGCUACCUUGUCUCGAAAUAAACAAUUAAAAUAAAAUAAUAAAAGUGACUUGGUUUCAUAUACCUUAAUCCCAAAAUUGGGAGAUGGAGACAGGAGGAUUAUUUCAAGGUUAUCUUCAUCUGUAUAAUGUGCUAGAUGCCAGCCUGGGCUAUAAGAUCCAGCUUCACACAAUCCACCCUCUGCAAAAUAAUAAUAAUAAUAAUAAUAAUAAUAAUAAUAAUAAUAAUAAUAAUAAUAAUAAUGCUGUUUUGUUUGUUUGGUUGGUUGGUUAGUUGGUUGGGUUUUUUUUUUUUUUUUUUUUUUUUUUUGCUUCUGGAAGUUACAGCCCUUAAAUGACUUUUGAGGGAGAAAGAGAAAUUUCAGACAAGAGGGGGCAGAAUGUUCUGGAAGAGGAAAGAGAAGCACUAUUAUCUGGAAGUGCUGCUUUGAAUGACCACAGUUCUGAGUUCUGCCUGCCGGUGGGACAGCAAUGAGGGCACAGCAAGAAGAAAGAGACAGGCUUUACCUCUCUUCAACCUCUUACCGUUCAGACAUCUUUGUCAUUUAUCCAUUGAAGGGGGGAACGCCAAAUAACCUCCUGUGAGUUCAUGUUGGGCCUCAUUCACAGUCACACUGGGUUCUAUGUGACUGUGUGCAGCUCUGGGUCACAGGCUGAACACGCCUGGGACCGCUGCAGUGUUUUUUUUCCCUUCCUUCCUUCCAUCUUUCCUCUAUUGUUUUGAGACGCGGUGUCACUGUGUAGCCCUGGUUGGCCUGUGUCUUAUUUUGUAGGCCAGGCAGACCCUCUGCAUCAGCAUCCCGGGUGCUAGAAUGACAGGUACAAGUCACCAUGUCUGCUUAAUUACCGCCUCUUCCUGCAGAGCCUCACAAUCCCGGCCUCAGGAUGGUUCUAAGUCCCAAGGGAUGAAAAUAUUACAGAUAAAAACCCUUCCUAACUCAUCGGUAAUAUUUUAAAGAUUUUUUAAAAAUUAUUUUUAAUUGUGUGUAUUUGUAUGCCCAGGUGUGUGUUUGUGCACAUGAGUGCAGGUGAUGUUCCGGGAGUCAAAAGAGGGUAUCAGAUCCCCGGGAGCUGGAGUUAUAGUUGGACAUGAGCCAUUUGACAUAGGUUCUCCACAAGAGCAAUCCAUGUUCUUAACUGCUGAAACAUCUCUCCAGCCCAACUGAUCAUAUCUUUGUCCUCCAAUCUGAUAAACUAGGAUAGAACAUUUCAAUGUAUUGUAUAAAUCAUUUUAAAAGACAAAUUACCCACAACUGAUGAGGCAAGAGUUCAGAACUAAAGUUCCGAAACUAUCACGCAUUUCCUGUAGGUAUGAACAAGAUGAACACAGAAUUCCCGGUUGGCAUUCAGAUAUACAGCAACUGUUACAUUCUAAGUCUUCUUGCCAGUCUUUAACAUGUAGCGAAUUUUAAGCAAAUAGCAAUAUUUUCUUAAAUAUUAAAUUGAAUAUUAAUUAUCAAGCAAAUAGUAAUCAGAUUCGUGAUUGGGAACAAGCUACAUCCUGGCGAUCUAUGGGGAUAACUGAAGUAGCUAGCCUUGGUCUUUUUUGUUUGUAUUUUUGAGACCGGGUUUCUUAGCAUUGGCUGCGCUGGGACUCAAGAGAUCUGACCGCCUCUGCUAAAGGUGUGUGCAACCACCGGCUGGCAAUAGUGCACUUCUUUAAAAGUUCUUGUACUCUUUUACUGUUGUUUUGUUUGCGUCACGUCACUACUUCCAUUCUGCGUUCCGGGAAUGUGAGGGACCAAAACACUUGUCCUUCGAGCCGGAUUCGAACCAGCGACCUAAGGAUGUCCAACUACUGCUUUAAACCUACAGUCCUCCGCUCUACCAACUGAGCUAUCGAAGGAUGAUGUUUGUUUUUUUCUAAAAGGUCUGAAGUAGGUCAGACUGGCUUCAAAUUUCGAUCCUCCUACUUACACCUAGGAUUAGCGAUAUGAGCCACCAUACCUGAUUUUAAGCAGUAGUGGAAUCAAACUCAGGGCUUCGUGAAUGCUAGCGGGCGCUCUGCCAAAUGAUAAGUGUAUCAUUUCUAAUAGAAAAUAAAAAAACUAAACAUUCCACAAUCUUGGCAAAUAUAUCCUAUAUAUCAAAUAUGUCCUAUAUAUUAGCUAUGUUUUGAAUGAUGCAGGAAGAUUAAAUAUUGUCUCUAUGAUGUACCGAACAAUAUAUUUCAGAUAUCAUUAUUCGAUGGGUUCAUGGUGAUUUUGUUUAUAAAAUUGUUUUUCCUUUAUUUUUCCGCUGUUCUGUAAAAAAUGGAAAUUAAAAACCAAAUAAGGAAUUGCUGAUCUUGUGAGUGACUUUGGCAGGGUGAAUGAAGCUCAAGGUCCUUGUGAGCUGUGCAGUUGUACCAUCUUGAAGGUGGGUGUCCAGUGGAACCCGGCCAUCCACACAGCUCCUGAAGACAUCUUAUGGAAAAGAUCAACGAUGGGGAGCUGGAGGCAUUGUGAACUCAACUCUUUAAUUAUUCACAGAUAUAAUGAUAAAGUACUUUAGUUUCUGGACUCCUAUUGUUUGGCCUGUUUUGUUUCAAUUACUCUUCCAAGUGGCUCCUUACUCAGUAUAAUUCAAAACUAUAUGAUUAACAUUAGUAUUUUUUUUUAAAAGCAAACAAACAGACAAAAACAAGCCUCUUUCUGUUCUGAAUAGGUAGCGCUUGCAAGCCUGAAUCUUGCUGUGUAGCCCAAGCUGCCCUUAAACUUAGAAUGACUCCUGACUACUGAAUUCACGUGAGGUAAAAGAACUAACGCUACGGAGGUAAAUUAACUGUCUGGUGGCCUCACGUUUCAUUUCAGUUGUUCAAGCCUUGUUUCUUUUUGUCCUCAUUCCCUGAAUUCAGUCCAGCUCUUUACUGUAUAAAUUAGCAUUAUGUGCAUGUCCGUCUCUUAGCGGAGAGUAAUGAAUCCGUGGGCCACCGCCAAUCCGUAGUCCACACUUUGAAAAGCUUUUUUUCUCCCCUAAGUAAGUACACUCGGCCACCUGGGGGCAGGCUUCCCCAACAGCGCAGAACCUACUUCCUUCUGCUGACUCUUAACUUCGGCCCUGGGGCCACCGAGAGCUUUUUUCACCUGGUCACUGUGGCUCUGGCUCCUUUAUCCUCCCUGACCAUUGAGGUUGGUAGGUGCUUCACUCUCGGAUCAGCCGGCCACAGAACAGCGCAGCUCUCUUGGCCCAGCUUCUUCUCUGGACUAGGCUUUCCGUUCCUAGGUCUCCAGCUCUGCCUCUCUCCUCUCUGUGUGUAGCUCACUACAUAACUCCCUCCGGAGCCGGGGGCUGACAGGUGUGAAACACCGCCUCCCAUCUCUCUCUCUCUCUAUCUCCCUCCUCCAUCAUGUUAACCAUUUCUACCUCCAUGGCUUUAUCUCUAUUGUCAUCUCUAAACACCAGGAACAAAAUACUCUCCUCGGUACGACUUAAUUUUACUGUUGUUGCAACCGUGCCUCACAGAUCCCUUCCGUAGACAACUGAGGGUUGUAGGACGGAGUUUGCUACUUUGUGCACGCCCGACCAGACUUGAGAGGGGAGCGGAUAGGCGCUGUUGUAACACGGACUGACACUUACCCUUCAGGGGAAAUACAGAGCCCUCCGCGUUGGAAGGAGCUGGUGGAGAACAGGGCGCUUCUCUCCUAGCCUCAAGCUUCUGGCGAACUCCACCCGGAGUCUGUCGCCCCGGCAAGGUCAGCGAUGGCGCUUCCCCGCAACUCCUGCCUCUUGGCUUGUCUGCUCACGGUCCUGCAACUGCCCACGCUGGAUUCGGCUCCCUUCCGUGUGGCCGCCCCUCAGGAGCCAGUGCUGGCCCCAGUGGGCUCCGACGCCGAGCUGUCCUGUCAGUUCUCCCCGAACGCGAGCGCGGAGCGCGCGGAGCUGCUGUGGUUCCGACGGAGCCGGUCGCCGGCGGUGCUUCUGUACCGGGCUGGCCGGGAGCAGGAGGGCCAGCAGAUGCCCGAGUACCGCGGGAGGGCGACGCUGCUGACCGACGGGCUCCGCGACGGCCGCGCCACCCUGCGGAUCCGAGGCGUCAGGGUCUCGGACCAGGGGGAGUACCGGUGCCUUUCCACAGGCGGCGGCUACGCCGAGGAGGCCGCUGCGUACCUCAGAGUGUCCGCUGUGGGCUCUGAUCCUCACAUCAGUAUGAAAACUCAAGAGAAUGGAGAGAGGGAGCUGGAGUGCACCUCCUCGGGAUGGUAUCCAGAACCUCAGGUGCAGUGGAGGACAGCCAGCGGAGAGAAGUUACUAUCCACAUCAGAGUCCAAGAAGCCUGACGAGCAAGGCCUGUUCACUGUGGAGGCUUCGAUAACCAUCAGAGACAGCUCCAUAAGGAAUGUGUCCUGCUGCAUCCAGAAUAUCCUCAUCGACCAGGAGAAGGAAGUAGAGAUCUCUGUACCAGCUCCCUUCAUGACGAGGCUGACUCCCUGGAUAGCAGCUGUGGCUAUCAUCAUACUAGCCCUAGGAUUUCUCACUGUUGGGUCCAUAUUUUUCACGUGGAAGCUGUACAAGGAAAGAUCCAGAGAGCGGAAGAAUGAAUUUGGCUCUAAAGAGAGACUGCUGGAAGAACUCAGGUGCAAAAAGACUGCACUACAUGAAGUUGACGUGACUCUGGAUCCAGACACAGCCCACCCCCACCUCUUCCUGUACGAGAACUCAAAAUCGGUUCGCUUGGAAGACUCUCGUCAGAUCCUGCCUGAUACACCGGAGCGAUUCGACUCCUGGCCCUGCGUGUUAGGGCGUGAGACCUUCACUUCAGGGAGACAUUACUGGGAGGUGGAGGUGGGAGAUAGAACUGACUGGGCCAUCGGUGUCUGUAGGGAGAAUGUGGUGAAGAAAGGGUUUGAUCCCAUGACUCCUGAUAAUGGGUUCUGGGCUGUGGAGCUGUAUGGAAACGGAUACUGGGCCCUCACCCCGCUCCGGACCCCUCUCCGGUUAGCAGGACCCCCUCGUCGGGUUGGAGUUUUUCUGGACUAUGACUCUGGAGACGUUUCCUUCUAUAAUAUGAGUGAUGGAUCUCUUAUCUAUACUUUCCCUAGCAUCUCUUUCUCUGGUCCCCUCCGUCCGUUCUUUUGCCUGUGGUCCUGUGGUAAAAAGCCCCUAACCAUCUGUCCAACUGCCAACGCCCCUGAGAAAAUCACGGUCACUGCUAAUGUCCAGGACAACAUUCCCUUGUCCCCGCUGGGGGAAGGCUCUUCUUCAAGAGACACAGAUACUCUCCAUUCUAAACUGAUACCUUUCUCACCUAGCCAAGCGGCACCUUAAAGAAUAUUACAGCCCCACAACUUCCCCUUCCUUUGGCUCCUUCCUUACUCAGGAAUCUUCAGUUGCCAGCUUCCUGCAGUCCUUCUUCGUAGUACGUGAUUACUUCUUUUUGGAAAGGCCGUAUGUUGCUGCCAGAGAAGGCAGGAAGAAGAGCCUUUGUAAUUUGUUUCUAGCUAAUACUGGGGAGGUAGAGAGGUGAUUCCUAAAUUAUUUCUAGUGCCACAACCUACAUAGGAGGACUUGGUACAAUCGCCUGAGGGAUCAAGAGGCAAUUCGGCUGGCAUGCAAUCGUGGCAGAAACAUACGGAAUAGGGGUAUGUGGGCCAACAGUUUUUAGGCAAGGGAAAAACAAAUACACAGGAUGCUAGGAAAAGAGGCUCUUAGGCUACAACCGCAUCAAGGAAUUUAGAGGAGACAUCGCAGGCAAAUGAAGUAAACUUGAUCCACCUGUCCUCUCCCUAGGGUUUUUCAAGACUAGAUCUCAAAUUUUAUUACUUACGUUUUUUUCUUUGACAGCUUCAUACUGAGUUUAACGGGCUGUCAUGGGAGUAUAAAUUUGGAGCUGUCCACUGAGGUUUGGUGGACUCAAGAGAGCAUGUGUAAUGAUCUCCCUUCUCCCACAAUCAAUCAGUAGCCAAUAGUUCCGCUGAGAGGGAUAGGGCCACAUGAACCCCUCCCCUGUCACGGUUAAUUGCUGACCAGUUUUGUACAGGCCCAGCUCAGGUAACUACAGCACCUGUGAGAACAUGAACACGAGUGCCCAGAAGGAAGCAUUUCUCAGCCAUUCUCCCUGUCCUCUGGCUCUUAAGGUCCUUAGCCUUCUCUUUCGGGAUGUGUCUUGGACACUGUAUCUUAAAUUUUCUAACUCAUAUUCUGUAGGGUGGAGGACACUGCUCUGCUUGUUUGGGAGCACUGGGAGCAAGCUGGGCAGGGACAGAGAGGGGUGGAGAUGAGCAGGGCUGGAGAACCAGACAGGGUUAAAACAGAGGAGAAAAAAAAAAAAUCUAAAAACUACCGGGCUAGAUACACAUGGGUCAGGCCUUUCUGUGCCUUCCUCUUUUUUUGACCUCUCCUGAAGGUCAACCCAACUUCACUUUAUUGACUCCACUAGAUAGGGUGUGUGUGUGUGUGCUUGUGUGCUUGUGUUUUAAGAUAGAGGUUUACUAUGCAGCUGAGACUGGCCUUGAACUCCUGAUACCCCUGCCUCCACCUUCCACUUGCUGGUUACACAGCCACAGCCGCCAUACCUAGCAAGUCCACCCGUUCUGAUGCAGCACGCUUAGGUAGCGUCAUUGUUCUGGCAGUCCCAGCUGCACGCUCUCCUGGCCCUCGCUGCAAUGUUUAACCACCUCACCUUCAGUUCCCUUUCGACGCUAUUCUUUUCCUCUGUGCCAUUGCCCAGUGCAGCCUACCCACCUGCUCUGCAUUCCGUUUUGCCUUGGGGAUCACCGGUGUUGCACCAUGAUACUCAAUACAGCUGGGCAGCUCGGCUCUAUCUGUGUGUGCUCCAGUGUCCUCCUGGUUGCAUGGGACUUGUUUUGUCAACGGCCUGUGUGUGUAUCCAAGCUCUUCCACUUCUAUUGUAUUUUUCUGGCUCCCAGAAUGAACAUCCUCAUGGACUUUACCAAAUAAAUAAAUAAAUAAGUCUGAUUGCUGAA